AGGGGGCUGUAUCUCUUGGCAUCUCUCCCCACCCCUAUCUCUUUACAGGACUGCCAGCUCGUCAAGUGGUAUUUCAGGAAUGCGUUGAACAUGGCUGCCGCGAUGAAGGCACAGAAAAGUGGACUGUUAGAACUUCGUAUCACCGUGGACCGUUGGAUCCGCGUUCUAGCUACUUUAAGCGAAGAAACACUGACAUUGGUUCCCUCGGAAGUUGGAGGAGAUGAAGCCGCGAAAUCCGCCCCAGUGCCUGCCGGGGCAGUCAACGGUGACCCGGCCAACCUUGCUUCGUCUUCGGUCCCGGAGACCAUCACCAACGUAAAGCGCACGGUGCGCGUGACCAAGCAAGAUGUGGGAGGUCUGGGAAUCAGUAUUAAAGGGGGGAGAGAGAACAAAAUGCCCAUCCUCAUAUCAAAAAUCUUCAAAGGCCUGGCUGCAGACCAGACUGAGGCCCUCUACGUUGGGGACGCCAUCUUGUCUGUCAAUGGCAAUGACCUGAGAGAGGCCACGCAUGACGAGGCAGUGCAGGCCCUCAAGAAAACGGGCAAGGAGGUCAUCCUAGAGGUGAAGUACAUAAAGGAGAUGUCGGCGUUCUUUAAGAAUGCCUCAGCGAGCGGGGCGGAGGGGUGGGAGUCGCCCCCCAUGACUCCACAGAGGCAAAUGGCCGGAGUGGACCUGAAGGAGACCAGGAGCAUUGCCCUCAGGAUGUGCCAGCUCAGCAGGAGGCAGUGCCCUCCAGACACAGAGAACAGGUACGUGGAGGUGACCGCAGCCGACAGGAAGACGUCCGUGUUUUUGCGGGCGAAGGACCCAGCUAUGGCCCAGUCCUGGUACACGGCCAUCCAGACGGGCAUGCUGGUUCUGGUGCCGCGCGUGAAGGAGGGGCUGAGGGCCCUGCAGCCGGGCCUGGAUCCCAAACAUCUGGGCUGGAUCACCAUGCAGGGGUCAGACAAUUCUCUGCUGGCCAUUCUAACAGACAAGGACCUACUUCUGUACCACUCUCUACCAGAGAGCCGAGAGAGCCUAGACAAACCAGACAAGAGUCAUCCUCUCAUCACCACCAGGCUGGUUCACUCAGGCCCUAGUAAGACUUCUCCUUUCCAUGAGUCAGACCUGUCGUUCGGGCUGCGCACUGGGACUAAGAAGGGCGUGGAGACCCACGUGUUCAGGGUGGACUCACCCAAGGAGCUCUCCACCUGGACCCAUCUGCUGGUGGACGGCUGCCAUAGCGCUGCCGAACUUAUUCAGGAGGUUACCACAGCGUGCAGCUGGAACGGGAAGCAGUGCAUGCUGGGAGUGCACAUAGACGAGGGCUUCACGUUGUACACGGAAGAGGCCGGGGUGAGGAGGCACGUUCUGCUGCACCAGCCCUUCGAGAACCUGCGCAUGUCCGCGGACGACGGCGUCCGCAUGAUGUUCCUCGACUUCGGGGGCCCCGAGGGGGAGAUGCAACUGGACCUCAAUUCUUGCCCUAAGACUAUGGUCUUCAUCAUCCACUCCUUCCUCUCUGCAAAGGUCAAGCGGCUGGGCCUGUUGGCAUGACAGCGGCUCGGGGAGCCGAACACUUCAGGUAGAUGUCAUGGAUACGGGACAUCAUGGACAGCCAAUCCAACAAAAGGGCGGACCACAUUGCUUCAGAAAACCAAAUUUCCAACCAUCGGUGGACUGCCAUUGGUCAGAGUCCUGCCACAGUCGGGCAGCGAUGAAAACAAGCCCAUAAGUCUUGCAAUGAGAAUGUGCUAGAUUACUCUCACUCUGAGCAAUGACAGCGAGAGACCGCGGGGGCCUGGGCUACAGGCACAACCCCCCACCAUUAUAGCUUUGUUACUGUAGGAGGGGCUGUUUUAGACCCUAUCACUUCUGGCCUAUGGUCUUACCCUUUUUAUGUUUGGGUUUGUGUGGUUGAUGACAGGGCUUAGUCUGAUUUAGAGGGCUAGUUCAUUUUUAAUGUCAGCAAGUACAUGGGGGGGGGGGCAAAAUGUAUCACUCUCAAGGAACCAACAUGGCGUGGGGAUGUGAAACCCCUGUGCUCCCGAGUCUCUCUGAGAAAUAAUGACCUCUAGCAGCGUCUCAUUCACACACUAAAUUUAUUAAAUGCUCUGUCAACUCCGUUUUAUCCUCGGAUCACUCGUGUUGUCGUUGGUCGUGUUGCGCAUUCACUUUAACAACACUAAGUCUUCAUAAACAGGAGAUGAAGUUGGCAUUUUCAUAAAUCAGACUUUAGUUGUUUAGUGUGGGGGGGGGGGG
This is a messenger RNA of Clupea harengus (Atlantic herring), 2244 nucleotides long. It is a transcript of the gene snta1, whose product is annotated as syntrophin, alpha 1. The record is from RefSeq and is a predicted model, not a curated record. Gene Ontology annotation, cellular component: intracellular anatomical structure; dystrophin-associated glycoprotein complex; neuromuscular junction. Gene Ontology annotation, molecular function: structural molecule activity; protein binding. Lineage: Eukaryota; Metazoa; Chordata; Actinopteri; Clupeiformes; Clupeidae.